AUGAUAGUGGUCAUUAUUUGAGCAAUAGGCUACCCUCCUCAACCCGUCGAAAACCACUGCUUGGUCUACCUCCCUCAAGGCAUUCAGACCCACUACUGGUCCUUGUUCUGUCCUCUGUAGCAGAUCUGAGACACUCAGUAGCCAUGGCAGGUGUUUGGCUCAUUUCAUGUCACUUUCUCACUUUGGCUAUCUUUGUACUGACUCUCGACCCUACGCAAAUCAAAGUUUACCCAGAAAACGGUGCUAUUUCUGGGGUUUUUGAGGCGUCAUUCUUAAACUCGCAGAAUAAACUAAUUUACAGCUUCAAUGCAUCUCAGGCCAGAGCAGUGUGCCAGUUGUUGAAUGUGGUCAUAGCGUCAAAGGCACAGGUGGAAGAGGCCCACAGGAAUGGUCUGGAGACCUGCAGGUUUGGGUGGAUAGAUGGACAAAUUGCAGUCAUCCCGCGAAUCACACCAUCUCAGGGAUGUGGUCAGAAUAAAGUGGGAAUCGUCGUGUGGCAAGCCAUUCCCAGUAAACUCUUUGAUGUGUUUUGCUUCAAAUCACCAGAUGAGACCAAACAACUGCAUGACAAAACGACAUAUGUCCCUACAACCUCUAAAUCCACAACAGGAGUGCCUACAAUUCCCACAACUACCCCUACUGUUCCUAUCCUCCACCAAUCAACUCAGUCAGCUCUGUCUACAUCACACCCCCAUUGCCACUCAACCUCUACCCCUCCUUCUCCCUCAUCUUCUUCCUCCAGCUCUUUUUCUCUUUCUCCCUCUCUUUCUCCCUCUGCCUCACCACCUCCUCUCAUCUCUACUCAAUCCUUCACUCCCCACCCAGAUGAGCCUGAGGAGCCCCACCUAACGAAUACAACAGCUAUUGGAGCUGUACCAAUUGCACUCCUCGUCCUUGCUGUCAUUCUGCUUGUCCUGGCUGCAGUUGCUGCACUUUGGUACUACAAAACAAACAGAACGAGCUUCUCAUUUUGGAGGAGGGGACAGCAGAAAGAGGACAUUGAGACGGAGGUUUGGGAACACUUCUGCAUAAAGGAUCUGAAGGAGCAGCAGGCGGGGAUAGAGAUGAAUGGCAGCAGGAAGAAUUCUAGUGACAUGAGCCUGGAUGACGACCCCGAGACAAGAACAGAUUCACCCUAAGAGCAGCACUCCCUUUGAUAGAACAAUACCUGUGGGUGGUUUGGAUCCAUGCA
This is a messenger RNA of Megalops cyprinoides (Indo-Pacific tarpon), 1192 nucleotides long. RefSeq names its product lymphatic vessel endothelial hyaluronic acid receptor 1-like. The record is from RefSeq and is a predicted model, not a curated record. Bases 144 to 1139 code for a protein of 331 amino acids. Gene Ontology annotation, molecular function: hyaluronic acid binding; transmembrane signaling receptor activity. Gene Ontology annotation, cellular component: plasma membrane. The transcript has 7 exons. Lineage: Eukaryota; Metazoa; Chordata; Actinopteri; Elopiformes; Megalopidae. Gene Ontology annotation, biological process: cell adhesion.